GACAUCUCAGAAUGCCCUUAUCAGGGAGCCCAAAAGUGUUUGUACUCUGGGACUCUGCAAUCAGGAGCAGUCUUGCAAGUAAAGAGCAUUUACUGUAGAUUUGUAGUACAGAGAAAACUACAGCCAAGCUGACCAGAAAGACUGGAAUUUCAUCUAUCUUUCCCCACCACCACCCCCUCCCGCCUUCUCUCUGUCGCCCACUCAUUGGAUUUCUUUCUCUGCCAGCGUUUUAAACCAGAGAUUACUGGGUCAGUGACAUUCAUUAUUCCUCUUAUUCUAGUAUGAUCUCGUGCUCAGCCUCCUGGAGAAACAUUGCUACCUGAUUAACAAACAUUGAAAGUACUCUGAGAACACAUUCAUCAUUUUUGUCAGGCUUGACCAAUGAAUUCUAUAAAAGCUCAAGAAUAUUUUUAAAGGCCUCUGUUCCAAUUUCAAUCAAGGUGUGCAUCUUAAUGGAAAACGUGGUACAUUGCUACCUGCAACUAGCAUUUUAGUCUUUCAUUAUAUGGUGAAAAUCUGCUGGUGGAGGAGGAGAAAACCUCUUUUGUAGAGAACAUUUUCAUGAGUGGAGAAGUCUUGUCAUUCCUACAUAAUAUGAAGCUCCUCAGGAGAAGCUGUUUGUUUCCACUGCUAGCUGGUGUACUAAGAGUUGUCUGCUCCUCCUUUAUUAGUGUCAACCUUGGUGUGAAAGUGAUGAAGGGACAGUCUGUCUUUCUGUCAGAAGAUGACCUCAAGUUUUCCAUCCCCAGAGAGAAGGAUGUCUGCAAAGUAGAAGUUGUGAUUAAUGAGCCAAUAACACAGAGGGUCGGGAAACUAACUCCUCAGGUUUUUGACUGUCACUUCCUUCCUAAUGAAGUCAAGUACACCCACAAUGGCUGUCCUAUUUUAGACGAAGACACGGUCAUGCUUAGGCUGUACAGGUUUACAGAAACGGAAACAUUUGUAGAAACGUUCACCCUUCAUGUGCAGUUACUUGAGCCAGACUGCAACAUCAUCAAAAUGCGCUCCCAUGCCCUGGAGGUCUCUGAGUAUUAUGGUCUGUCCAGAGUCAUUGACAAGAAUGUCCUCACUUUUGACUAUGACAGGAAGAUAAAUCUGGAUUGCACCAUUUCCAUAGCCUCUUUGGAAACCCACUUGCCUGCUCAUGGCCAGCUCAUCACCAGGGAAGUGCAGCAAGAGCAGCUUCGUGGAGAUCAGCUACAGACCUUCUUCCCUGGCCCUAAGCACAGCCUGGGCCAGGAGUGCAGAAAUGGGAGCUGCAUGCUGGGACUGGGAGUCAUUAACAACACAAAAGUGAGCUGUGAAGAAUUUUUGAGGAUGGGCAUUCGAUAUCAGCACCUUGAUCCUCCCUCACCUGACAUCGAUUAUGUUCCUCUGAGGCUGGAUCUCACGGACCGUAGAAGCAAAACUCUGCACAAGACUGAGUAUGCAUGGCUCCCUGUUCAGAUUAAAGGUGCUAUUCCCAAUCAAAUACCCAAAGCUACCCCAAUGGCCAAGUACAUCUUGGAAGUAGAUCAAUUUAUUUUAACACCCAUUACAACCAUAAUCAUUGAUGCUGAAGACAAUGAAACUCCAAAGUCCCUUCUUGUAUUCAACAUUACCAAACCACCUCCACGGGGCUUCAUCACUCAUCUAUCUGACCAUACAAAAGCUGUUGGCUCCUUCACAUGGAAAGAUCUCAAUGACAUGCUUAUUGCCUAUCAGCCUCCAAAUAUCAGCCACACAGAAAGGAGGAAUUACGAGGUGGAGUUUCAGGUUCAUGACUUCUACUUUGAAAGGAGUUUACCUAUCACUGUGCAGCUUUCUAUCAGAACAACAGACACAAACGCUCCUCGGGUUUCAUGGAACACAGGCCUCAGCCUCCUGGAAGGGCAAUCCCGACCGAUCACAUGGCAACACUUCCAAAUUGUAGACAAUAAUAGCAUCCAAAAUGUUCGCUUGAUUACAGUUGACGGCUUGCAGCAUGGGCAGCUCACAGUGAGAGGAGGGAAAGGAUUCAUGUUCACAGUCUCUGACAUUCAGGCUGGAGUUGUUCGCUACCAUCAUGAUGACAGUGAUUCUACUAAGGACUUUGUGGUAUUUAGGAUUUUUGAUGGCCUUCACAGUAUUCGCCAUAAGUUUCCAAUCAAUAUCCUCCCUAGAGAUGACAGCCCUCCAUUUCUUAUCAGCAAUGUGGUCAUUGAAGUUCAUGAGGGACAGAUGGUCCUGAUUCAGGGCUCCAUGCUUCAUGCUUCUGACAUUGAUUCCAGUGAUGACUACAUACUGUUCAAUAUUACCAAGCCACCACAGGCUGGAGAAAUCAUGAAGAAACCAGGACCAAACUUGAUAGGCUAUUCUGUCAACAGUUUUCUUCAAAGAGAUUUAUUUAAUGGAAUAAUUUAUUAUCAUCAUUUGGGAGGAGAAGUAUUUGAAGAUUCCCUUGAGUUUGUGUUGUGUGAUAGCCAUGACCCUCCCAAUCUCUCAGAGCCACAGGUGAUGAUAGUGCACAUUAUCCCUGUGGAUGAUCAGCUACCCAGAGAAGCCCCAGGAGUGACUCGUCACCUGGUUGUUAAGGAGACUGAUAUUGCUCAUCUAACUAAGAAACAUCUCCACUUUAUAGAUGUGGAAGAGCAAGAUAGGCAACUCACAUACACCAUAACCACUCCCCCUUUUUUCUCUUGCAUGCAUGGACACUCAGAUGCUGGGAAGCUGUUUAUGGUGGACAACAUCCCCAAGCUGGCCAAGGAUCCUGCUGCUCUUCCUCUGAAGUCAUUUACUCAGCAAGCUGUCAACUAUAUGAAAGUUGCCUACAUGCCACCACUGCAGGAUAUUGGGCCUGAACCUCAGCAAGUCCAGUUUAUUUUUUCUGUUAGCAAUCAGCAUGGUGGCACUUUGUAUGGGAUCUGCUUCAAUAUUACAAUUCUUCCUGUGGACAACCAAUCUCCAGAGGUUUUUACAAGCCAUUUGAGAGUGGAAGAGGGUGGCCUGAACCCUGUGACAGAAGGACAUAUUCUCAUUUCUGAUGUGGACACUAGAGAGGAGCAACUCUUCCUCCUCCUGCAGCAACAGCCUCAGCAUGGGGUGGUGGAGCUGGAUGGCAUUCCAAUGAAUGAAGGUGACAGGCUUUCUUGUGAAGACCUUCGUAACCUGGCAGUCAGGUAUCAGCAUGACGGCUCUGAGACUCUCAGUGAUGAAGUUCUCUUUGCAGCCACAGAUGGCAUCCACUUUGUAGAGUUCAUCCUGCAGGUCAAGGUGGUGCCUGUGAAUGACGAGCCACCUAUCAUGCGAACAGGCCUUGCUCCUGUUCUCUACUGCCUAGAGGGUGAAGAAGUGGUCCUCUCCUCCAAGUAUAUUUAUGCCACAGACACAGACAGUGAUGACCUGAAACUGAUGUUUCUGCUGGCUCACCAGCCCUACCAUGGGGUAGUGAGAAAAGCUGGCAUUGCUGUGGAUCGCUUCUCCCAAGCUGAUGUGAUCUCUGGUUUAGUGACAUAUAAGCACACUAGUGGGGAGAUUGGCCUAGACCCUUCCAUUGAGAUCUUAACCUUCAUUGUUUCUGAUGGUGAGGCUGGCCUAGAUGCGAAGGACUGCUGUUAUGAUGGACCUCUUUCUUCUCCAACUCCGCUUCAUGUUCCAUUUCCAGUAUAUGACCUUAACAUCACUGUACUUCCUGUGGACAACCAGCCUCCAUCAAUCACUUCUGGUGCAAGGUUUGUGGUGGAGGAGGGCUCCUCAGCAGUCCUUACCAUCAACCAUUUGUUUGCCACCGAUGCUGACACUACUGCAGAUGACUUAGAGUUUGUCUUGGUUUCUCCUCCCCAGUUUGGUUACCUUGAAAAUAUACUGCCUUCUCCAGGUUUUGAGAAAAGUAACAUUGGUAUAAGUAUAGCUUCAUUUCAGCUGAAGCACCUGAAAUCCCUGAACAUAAACUAUGUACAAGCCAGGCACCUGCGAAUGGAGCCAACAGAAGACCACUUUGUACUUUAUGUCACUGAUGGGCUGCAUCGCUCAGCUGAGACUCCAUUUUUUGUGCUGAUCAACCCAACCAAUGAUGAAGUCCCAGAAUUCAUAGCAAGGAAUAUUACCGUUCAAGAGGGGGAGAUGAAAGAGCUGGAUCUGUCUGUAAUCAAUGCAGUUGAUCUGGAUGUUCCUCAAGACCAUUUGAUAUUUGCAGUUGUGCAAAGGCCUUCAUAUGGGUUUCUUAUUAAUGGAAUUCAUGGCAAUGAUGUUCUACACCAUAAACAAUUAAUUAACCAUGACCAUCGCAUCCAUGGGUACCUUGUUCACAACUUUUCCUUGGAGGUACUGAAGAAUGGAAUGAAGCUGAUGUAUGUGCAUGACAAUUCGGAAAACCUCUCUGACAGCUUUAAAAUCCAGCUAUCGGAUGGGAAACAUAAAGUCCUCAGAACCAUUUCAGUAAAAGUCAUCCCAGUUAACGAUGAAAAACCAGUACUGAGCAAGAAGGAUGAUAUAGAGGUGAACAUGGGUGAAACUCAAAUAAUUUCUAGUGCUGUUCUGUCAGCAGAAGAUAAAGAUACCACCAGGGAGAAAAUUUACUACUUAUUUGAAAGACUUCCAGAAAAUGGUCAGCUUCAGCUCAAGGUAGGCCAAGGCUGGGUGACUCUCCAGACUGGAAUGAAGUGCACUCAGGAAGAACUGGAUGCAAACCUUGUGAGAUAUGUCCAUACAGGAGCUAUAGGAUCCAAGAACCCAGACAGUUUCACAUUUUAUCUGUGGGAUGGGUACAACAGAUCUCCAGCUACAGACUUCUACAUAAAUAUCAAGGGCAUGGAAAAGGGAGAUAUUGAUGUUUUCAUAAAACCUCUUAGAGUGACAAAACAGGAUCGGGUCUACAUUACAACUGAUGUCCUCCUUGCACUGGAUGGUACUGACAAGCCAGAGGAGCUCCUUUAUGUGAUAACCUCCCCUCCUCAGCACGGACAAAUAGAGUACAUCAGCUAUCCUGGCAUACCUAUUACUAGCUUCAGUCAAAUGGAUGUAGCAAGACAGAUAGUCUGCUAUGUUCACAACACAAAGUCAGUUGUUUCUGAAGAUACAUUCAGAUUCAUCAUCAGCAAUGGACUGAGGACUAAGCAUGGGACAUUCAUGAUCUCCUUGGAGGCAGUCGACCAAGCUUUGCCCACACUAUUUAGGAACAUGGGGUUAAGAUUAGUGGAAGGUGCUAUGGCACUCCUUUCUCCUGAUGUCCUACAGCUUUCAGACCCAGACACUGCCAAAGAAAACCUUACCUUCCUCCUGGCUCAGCUUCCCAAAUAUGGUCAUCUCUAUUAUCGUGGGGCUGUGUUAAUGAAGUACAAUUUCACCCAGCAAGAUGUGGACAAUGGGGAUGUUGCAUACAAGCAUCAAGGCGGGGAUUCCCAGAUUGACAAAUUUACAUUUACUGCAACGGAUAGAACCAAUCAAGGCUUCAUCGUGAAUGGGAGGGUGCAGAGCGAACCAGUGUCAUUCACUAUUCAGGUGGAUCGCUUGGACAAAACGGCACCAAAAAUUAUUCGUCUCCAUUGUUUUUCUGAUGUGGAGCUGCUGAAGAAUGACAAAUAUGGAAUCUAUAUUACUGCCAGGUCUCUGAAGGCUUCUGAUCCUAAUACAGAAGAUGACAAAAUAAUUUUUAAGAUUUUACGAGGUCCUCAUUAUGGCUACCUGGAAAAUAUAACAACAGGUGCACUUAUUCAGGAAGGUUUUAGCCAGAAGGAUUUAAACAGCAAAGUCAUACUUUAUGUCAUCAAUCCAUUGCGGGAGGUGAAUUCAGACAACGUGGAGUUUCAAGUCACAGAUAUGAGUGGAAACUCUGCAGUACCUCAAAGGUUGGAGCUACGGUGGUCUCGGAUUGAAAUGCAACAGACUGAAUAUGAAGUAUGUGAGAGCGUAGGAGUGGUGUCACUGAAAAUCACCAGGGCAGGACACACUGCAGAGUCUGCCUUUAUUGCUGUAAAGGUCAAUGAAAUAUCUGCUACGCUGGGAAAAGACUUUACAGUAACUCCCUCCAAGCUUGUUCAGUUUGAUCCAGGAAUGUCAACCAAGACGUGGAAUAUAGCAAUUACCUAUGACAGAUUAGAGGAAGAUGAUGAAGUCUUUGAAGUGGUUCUGAACUCCCCUGUGAAUGCUGUUCUUGGCACCCGGACAAAAGCUGUCGUGAAAAUUUUGGACUCAAAAGGAGGUCAGUGCAGCUAUUCCCAUUCUGCUGGCCAAAGGAAGCAUGACUUCUGGGGGAGAGGCACAUGGCUUCCAGUUUCCUCAAGCUCCUCAUCACCUUCUAGGCCUGGCAAAGCUCCCUUGGAAGGGAUCCCACCACCUCCUUUCAAAGGGAUGAGACAGCAUGGAGGGAACCCACAACAGGAGCAAAGCUCGGCGAAUCAGUCAAGGACCGUACUGAGAGUGACUGGAAAUGGCAGAAUAGUUCAUCCUUCAUCUGUAUUUAGGAAUGGAACUGAUGUGGUUUACAAAUACCAUGGAAUGGUAUCACUCAAAAUAGAGGAUGACACCUCAUCAGCUAAAGCAAACAAGAAGACUCAAGUGUCUGUAAUUGACCAAGCACAAACACAGAUAAAUGUCAUCUCCUCUAGGAAAACAGAAAUUCCACAAGCUGAUAAGGCAGCACUAGCAUCUGAACCAAGCUCAAGACAUCAGGACUUCUACUCUUUCCUAAAGGUCUGUACACCAGACUUAAAAGGGCUAUUGCAUUAUGAAGAAAGCACUCAAAAGUUAUUUCGAUGUGAUGGGAUAACAUGGAAAGAGGCAAGCACAAAGAAAUGUCCCUCCGGAUGGAGUCAUCACAGGGGCAGCUGCUACUUCCUGGUAGUGAAUCACAAGGUCACCUGGAACGCUGCUGCACGGGCUUGCAGAGAACAAUACCAGGGGAGUCUAGCAAGUGUGGCUAAUGAACAACACAUGCAGUGGCUGUGGGACUUCAGCGGGAGGAAGCCCUUUUGGAUAGGCCUAAGUGACCAAGUCAAUCCUGGACAUUGGGAGUGGAAUGGAGGAGAAGCUGUAACCUACAUAAACUGGAGAAGAGGCUCCUACCACUUUCCAAAGAGAGAAAGAAAUUGUGUAUUGGUGCAGAAGCGAGGAAAAUGGCAAGCAACUGACUGCUGGAAGGUCAAACGAAGCCGCUACAUAUGUUCAAGAAAGCUGUAAGAAUGGAGGAUCCCUGUGAAAGCAUGUAGACAUUCAUGUAUUUAUCUGCAGAUUGUGAGGGUAUGCAGUUAGAGAACUGUCCUAAUUAUCAGCAAGAUUUGUUUCAUAUUCUGCCAGAUGCAUUGGACUCAACCAAGGAACAGUGGCCAGUUGCAAAGAUUAAUCCCAGGUGAAUGUUUUGAACUCUCUGCAAAGACUUUGAUCUUCACUUAUUUAUAUAUUUUAUUAUACCAAAGAGCCAGGCCUCAAGGCAUCAGUCACAUUUUUGUGUAAAAACACACAUAUUUUUGGGAAAAAAAAUUAGCACAUCAGUUGAUUUGCUCUGCUUUUAAGCAGGGAUUGUGAAUUGGCUGUUGCUUUAAUUAAUUUGCAUUAAAAACUGCAGUCUUACCUUGCAGUCAUGAAAGGAGGAAGACUGCUUGGUGUGGAAGUGAGGGCAGACUAUGCAGGCUAUAUCCUUUUGGGUGACAAGGGGAGGGACAUUAUGUCAGGAGACUGGAGCCUCUUUGGCAGAUUCUCUAGAACAGUGUCUUAUGAAAAUACCAACAGCAGGAUUUAGUAACCAACAGGAGGAAAUCCUUGUAUUUAUUUUUCUACAUCCCAAGGACAGCUUAAAAUCUAAUGGAUCUGCUCACAGAGCUGCAUAUUGUUUCACGUUCCUAAGCAAAAUUGUUCAAUGUUGUUUGGAGCUGCAGGACAGCGCUAUAAUUUUUAGUGCAAUUAAAUGAUGGGGACCUCUGUAAAUCUAAUGCAAUUUGAAAGAUGAUUUACACACAUAUGAAAAUUCAUACUGAAGCUUAAUGCUAGAAUAUUAUCCAGAUAUUUACUUAAAUAUGAACACUUAAUAGGAUUUUUAUAUGUGGAUAAACCAAUGUAAUUGUGAGACAUAUUUUAUACUAAAGCAGCUGUGGCUUUUGAAAAGUAUCAAUCUAAGUCCUUAUUAGGGAUAUGAGGUUUUUAAAAUUAAUAAUUAAAAAUCCACAAUUAGUUCUGGGAAAGGCUUAAAAAUCAGCAUUAAUAGCCAAAACCCAUUUGCCCAUAGAGUGAAUUUGCUCUGUACUUUAUGAACUCUCAUACCUCCCAUCUAUGGUACUUGCCUGCUGCCAGCAGUUGGUUCUCCUUUUGUCGCACAUCAGCUUGUCCAUUCGGCCAGCCUCUGGAUCAACUGCAUCUGUACACUACUUGCACCAGAGGUGCAAAAGCUCCUUCUGGGGUUCCUCAUGCCAGUUUCUCAUUCCUGUGAGGGACAGAUGCAGCAGAAUCGCCAUUCUGGGCUGAGGGACAGUGUUUCAGGGAUUAAUUGUCCCUCCUCCUUGCUUUUGGCAUGCACAGCUUAUUUAUCUUGCCUUCUUGCCUGUGACAUGUUAAAUGAUUAUGAUUGUGAGUCAGUGGACAAUCUUUUAUAUAGGAGAGAACCUUUCUGAAAGGACUGUUGCAGACAAGCAUGAUUGCAUUGCAAAAUUAGAGGAAAAACACUAUGGACAGAAUCUCCUCUCCCUUAUUAUUGGUAUCAACAUAUACAAACAAAAAUAUUUCCAGGAUUUUUUUGUUUUUCAAGGUAAUUUUUAUGCUAAGCUUCUGGACAAUUUUGCUAGACUCUAACAUUUUUGCUUAAGGAAUUUUCUAGGUAAACAUAGAUAGGCUAAUUGUUUCAAGAAUUCCCCAAACCAAGCACCCUGAGCACUACCCAUAGACCUGCUUCCAUUUCUGAUAUUUUUCACUACAAAACAAUCCUAGAAUCUAAAAAUCACUCUUGGGAUGUCUUGCUGCUGUGCUCUGGGAUUCCAGGGAAAAUUGACUGAGAGAACUUAGGCAUAAACAUGAACUUUUAUUUCUUUGGCGCCUACUUUUAUAAAAACAGUUCAGUUUAUUUGUGCUAUCUUGAUAAAGCCAUCAACAUUAUUUAAAUACCUCUCUUAAUCAUUUAAUAAAUGAAUGAUAUCAAUGGAGAGGGUAUUUUGACUAAUGUGUCUAUUACUUGAUCAGUAACUAAUAAAUGACUUUUUACUUGUCUACGUCAUAGACAAAGGUGAUCUCAGAGGUUUGCUUUUGUAAGAAGAGGGAAGAUUUUCCCUUUUCUGUAUUUGUGUAUAUGAACUACUUUGAAGUGAUUGAAGAAUAUGAAGAUUUCAGGCCACAACAAACUGUUAGUUGUAUAAACCAUAUGUAUUUACUGGUUUCAUUAGAUCUAAGACAAUACAAUAAUGAAGCUAAAAUUCUGUACUGAGAGACCACUGUAUUGUUUUUCGAUACAAUGAACCAUUCCACGUAUUUAUUAAUAUAUUUUAAUCUAUCUGCUGUUAAAAAUUAAGUAUUUUUUCACAGAUCUUUACAGGUUUUAUCAGAACACUGGAUUUCAAGAAAUAUGACACACUCAAAUCAGGAAAAGCACAAAUAAAUCAGUUUUUCUGUUGCCAUGGGAAGUUAUUGUCUCUAAGAGGUUUAGUAAAGGAAGAACAUAAAAUCCUGAGGAUUUAUUGGGAAUUUUUCCAGUCUUCAGUACUUUUGAGUUAGACUCUGAGUAAACUCAAGGGAAAAUCAGUAUUUAGAGGAUCAGGAUCAGCGGGGGAAUUCCAAGAGGCUGAAAGUAAGAACAAAGAGUAUGGAAAUUCUGGUGUACAUCUAUGGAUGCCACACUUUCUGGAUGAACAAUUUAUUUCACCAGAACUAUCUAUGUAACUUUAAAGAGCAACAGAACCAAGACACAACAGUCCUGUGAAAAGAACCCAGUGUUUAGCCUAGAUUUCUAUAAAGGGAUAGUGGGGAUAUUUCUAUAAAGGGAUAAUGGGGAUAUUUCUAAAAAGGGAUGUGGGCUCUUUGUGUGCCUGUCACUUCAACAACCUUCUUUCCCUGUCAAGUAUCUUUUACAUCUGUUGAUCAAUUUCAAAUAAAUUUGACAGAACCAGUUUACUCAGAAACAAUAGUUAUAAAAAAAUUGGCAGGCAACUGGCCAGAAGAGCAUGUCUUCCUAAUCUAAACAUUCUAAAACAUUUGUGUUGUUAUUAACUUCACAGAGAUCAAGUUUUUAAUCUGAAAACAAAAUCAGAAAAAAAUUAUAAAUCUCUUUUGUAUAUACUGAAAAUGACAAAACACCUUUAAGUCUUUAUUCAGUCAUUCUAAGGUUAUAAAAAUAGCUUUGAGAGAAUUAUAUAUAGAAUUCAGUGAACACAGUGUUUCUGCAUUAUUUACAUCACAACGAUGGUGCUAUUGUAUUUUUUGUAUUCAGAACACUAUAUAUAUUGUGAUGUUUAACUUUAUAAUGUAUGUUAAUACAGAACUGAAACAUAUUUUGGUGAAUAUGUAUUUCUUCAGCUUCAUAAUCUCACAAAAGCUUUUUUGCUAAUAAUAAAAACUAUAGCAUUGGACAUUGUAGAACUGUACUUUCAGUUAUGCAUAAUAUACCUACUGUUUACUCUGUGCAGACUUUGAAUUCUGUUUCUUCCUCUGCCUGAGCCUGUCCCUGAAUUAAUACCAUAAGGACAUUUAUAUCAUGAGCAAACCAUUUUCAAGAGAGUAAAUGCUGGUUAUUUUGAGAAGCAAAUUCAAGAAAAGUUACAGACCUGCAAGCAGAUAUACAAUAGGAAAAAUGAAUUCAAGAAAGAACGUCAGCCGACAAAACUGUAUUCUAAUAUGAUUCUUGAUUUAAAGGAUAAUGUGGGAAAGAAGCCAUUAUCCCUCACUAACCUCAGUCAUCUUCAUGGAAGAGAUGCAGAUGCCAGUUCUCCCCUGUUACUGACAUCUAAGAAGCAAUUCUCAUAAUAUAGAGAACUCUACUACUCUAAUUCCGUUGUUUAACUGCCAUCCUUUACACUACUACACAAGUAGCAUAUGUUUAGAAGACAAGAACACAAAAAGACUUGCUUGCUCAUUUUUAUAACAUCAAGAUAAUGUAUUGUUUUCAGUCAGCAGUCCUUAUGAGUAGGAAUUCAGUAUCUGAAGUCCUGGAUGUAAGCACAGUAAGCAAAAAGAUAGGAUUUUAUUCACACAGAUGAAAUUU
Messenger RNA from Cuculus canorus (common cuckoo), 11131 nucleotides. RefSeq names its product FRAS1 related extracellular matrix 1 (gene FREM1). The transcript is spliced from 37 exons. Bases 562 to 7134 code for a protein of 2190 amino acids. The record is from RefSeq and is a predicted model, not a curated record. Gene Ontology annotation, cellular component: membrane. Gene Ontology annotation, biological process: cell communication. NCBI's taxonomy places the organism in Eukaryota, Metazoa, Chordata, Aves, Cuculiformes, Cuculidae.